GCGGAGGGGUAGCUUCAGGAAGGGACGGCUGCCCGGAUGCGCGGGCCCGCGGCACUGGGCGCGGCGGCGAGCGCGCUGGUGGCCGCCUUGCUCCUGCUGCUGCGUGAGGACGCGGGGCCCGGUGCGGCCCCAGGGGACCCCGCCGGCAUGGCCGAGGCCGAGGAGCUGCCGAAGCUUCGGGAAGACUUCAGGAUGCAGAACAAAUCUGUCUUUAUUCUGGGCGCCAGCGGGGAAACCGGCAAAGUGCUCUUAAAAGAAAUCCUGGAACAGAGAUUGUUUUCCAGAGUCACUCUUAUUGGCCGGAGGAAGCUCACCUUCGACGAGGAAGCUUAUAAAAAUGUGAAUCAAGAGGUGGUGGACUUUGAGAAGCUGGAUGACUACGCUGCUGCCUUUCAAGGUCACGAUGUUGGAUUCUGUUGCUUGGGUACCACCAGAAAAAAGGCCGGGGCGGAUGGAUUUGUUCGUGUCGACCGAGAUUAUGUGCUGAAGUCUGCAGAGCUGGCAAAAGCUGGAGGGUGCAAACAUUUCAACUUGCUGUCUUCGAAAGGAGCUGAUAAGUCGAGCAAUUUUUUAUAUCUACAAGUUAAGGGGGAAGUGGAAGCCAGAGUUGAAGAAUUAAAAUUCGAUCGCUACUCAAUAUUUAGGCCUGGAGUUCUAUUAUGUGACAGGCAAGAAUCUCGCCCAGGUGAAUGGAUGGUUAGGAAAUUCUUUGGUUCUUUACCAGAAUCCUGGGCCCGUGGGCAAUCUGUGCCUGUGGUGACCGUGGCUAGAGCAAUGCUUAACAACAUGGUGAGACCAAGCGACAAGAAGGUGGAACUUCUGGAAAACAAGGGCAUCCAUGACCUGGGGAAGGCCAGUGGCUCUCUCAAGCCAUGAGACUUUGCACUGUAAACCCCACACCCAGCACCACAUUGGUAAUUUCAGGGUCUAAAGAAAAGUCAGCAUGCCUCAACUUUGUUGUUUAUUCUGGGACACUCAGAGCCAAUCAGGACACAAUCGUGCUCUGUCUCAGUGGUUCAGAGCCCAGCUGUACGUGCAGCUCAACCAGGGAGCUUUGGAAGAACAGAUUCCUAGGCUCUAUCUUAAGCUUUCCAGAUCAGAAGUUCUGGGACGUGGACACCAGAAUACAUGCUUUCCUUUUGCUAAAACUGCUGCUGGUGGUUCUGACGUCGCUGGUUGGGAGACCAGCUUUGAAACACUUGCCUGCAGAGUCACAGCAGCAGUCUCUGAUGGACCACAGAGAUGAGCUCUGUUCUAAAACUGGUGACAUUGUUGUCUCUGAGUUAUCCAGGUGCUAAUGAACCAUAUAGCAUUGUGUAAGUGAACAUUGUGCCUUUACUACUGCUUUGGAAAAUAUAAUAAAAGUUAGAGCUAAGCUUAUAUAGUUCACGGGGAAAAUGAAAAAGAGGAAUAAAUGGACAUCUUAGGUGCUUCUUCAAUUGUUUGAAAAUGUCCAAGUAUUCGUGGUGAAAGAAUGGCAAUUAAUAUUUAUUAAGUGCUUGCUAAGUUUUAUCUUUACAUGUGUUAGCUGUAUGUUAACCUUCCAAACCGUCCAUACUGUCAUUAACCUCGUAUCUUAAAUGGGGAAACAGGCUCUUUGUAGUCAGCUUUCUUGCCCAAGGGCUAAAGCUGAAAACAUCGCUGGGAAACGUCGGUCAGGAUUCUAACCUAGAUCAGCCUGAUUGCAUGGCUUCUACUUUUAUGUACUCUGCAAGAGCACCCUGUAUCUGCGUAUUUUCCAGUGACUCCAGUUAAUUGUUAAUACAAGUUGUGGAUGAAUAAAAUUGGAAUAUUUGGGUUU
Molecule: messenger RNA, 1801 nt
Organism: Lepus europaeus (European hare)
Lineage: Eukaryota; Metazoa; Chordata; Mammalia; Lagomorpha; Leporidae
Gene: HTATIP2
Product: HIV-1 Tat interactive protein 2
Exons: 6
Coding region: 37-876 (279 amino acids)
Biological process (GO): import into nucleus
Cellular component (GO): cytoplasm
Source: RefSeq, a predicted model, not a curated record